This is a messenger RNA of Marchantia polymorpha subsp. ruderalis, 1474 nucleotides long. NCBI's taxonomy places the organism in Eukaryota, Viridiplantae, Streptophyta, Marchantiopsida, Marchantiales, Marchantiaceae. The record is from the annotation of a GenBank genome assembly.
ACUUGUGAUAGCAAUCGACAGUGCGCGCCGACGGCUGCUCUCCUCGCCUUCGUCAUUCUGAAGUUUCAUCUGACAUCGGGGAUUGUUUGAAAUCUGCUUCCAGCGUGUGGUAUGCUCGUCUAGGACAUGGACUUCGUGAACAGAUAAGCAAACAGAGAAGAAGGCGAGCUUGUUUGCGUUGCGUCAUUGUUCUAUUUUCAGGAAGACUACUCUUGUCUAAUCCAACCUGAGAUCAAAAACAUCUUCACAAGGAGGCGGUCCUGUCGGGACAAAACGAAAACUCCUCAGCACGAAACGAAAGUCCGUGGAGAUCACACAAACUGUCGGCUUAUUUCUGCCCGUCGGACAAAUGGCUACGAUCGCUAGGCCCGUCACUGGUGCCCUCAGAUUACAGGGAAAAGUGGCUGUCAUCACGGGAGGUGCAAGCGGAAUUGGGGAAGAGACGGCGAAGACGUUUGUGGCACACGGUGCAAAAGUGAUCAUUGCCGACAUUCAGGACGCUGCUGGAGAGAAGUUGGCACGCGAGCUCGGCGGACCUGACACAGCCCGCUACAUCCAUUGCGAUGUGAGCCAAGAGGAACACGUUGCGGCGGCUGUGGAUCUGAGCGUCAGUGCCUACGGAGGACUCCACGUUAUGUUUAACAAUGCUGGAGUGUCUGGGCCUGGCGGCCCAGUGGACGAAAUUCUAAUGGCGGACUUCGAUCGUGCCUACGGCGUUCUCUUGAAAGGGGCAUUCCUGGGAGUGAAACACGCCGCCAGAGUUAUGAAACCGGAGCAAUCUGGCAGCAUCAUUACCACGUCGAGCGUGGUUGCACAAGUCGCAGGCGGCCCCUUGCCUUAUACGACUUUCAAGGCUGCAUUGUUGGGACUGACUCGCGCUGCAGCUUUGGAGCUCAGGGACUUCAAUAUCAGAGUGAACACCAUUUCUCCUGGUGCGAUCUGGACACCAAUUAUGAACAUCCUCCCUAAGAAUGUACUAGAUGAACUCCAGACCACGUCAUUUUUCCCGGCCAUGAAGACUAGUGUCUCACACAAAAUUGCAGGUCCUGACUGCAUAGCUAAUGCAGCUCUGUUCCUAGCCAGCGACGAAUCUUCUUACGUGAGUGGCGAAGACUUGGCUGUAGAUGGAAGUCACUUGUUGCUUGCUGGGACUUCACUUACAUCAGGACUGAAGUCUUCUAUGAUCGGAAACAAAUCCGGCUCCAAGUAAACAGCCCUUCUUUCAUGGACUACCAAUGGUUGUGCUAAUGCGGAGACAAGUGCAUAACAAAACUAGAUUUUACACAUAAAGUGGGGUUGAUUGUACGAAGAGCCCAGCAAGGGACCACUGCCCCUGAACGUCCAACGAGAUGGGGGCACACUUAACUCAGAGUCUAGCUACUCUCCAUAGACAUGUAUCUGAGCUCUAGGUAGAGUAGCUACUGUAUCUAUUCGACUCCGAGACCAAUAAAUUGACAUCCUAUUCUUUUUCCUC